AUGAUGGAAGUCGAUUCCAACACCAAGGCUUAUCGCAUAAUCGGCUAUGUUACCGUUACUGUCUCAGCCCUUGCCAUCAUUUUGAUUUGCGUGACACUUCCAAUUGUACACAAUUACGUGCGACAUGUUCAGAACUCGAUGAAAAUUGAAAUGACGCAAUGCCAAAAUAAUGCAAAACUUCUGUGGGGUGACGUCUAUAUGCUACGCAAUUCAUUCGCUAGAGGCAUGAAUCAUACGAGAAUUCAACGACAAGCUGGAUACGAUUACUCUCCAGAUGAGACUACACCGUUCGCACCACCCAAGUUCGGUUAUCCAGCCGCUGUUGAGAAAGAUGAUGUCAGCUCUAACCCUUACGAUGCUCCAGCUCCUGAAGUUACUACCACCACUAGAAGACCAACAACCAAGCGUCGCCCACAGACUAUUCGUACAAGCCCACCAAGCGCGCCGUACGAAGAGCCGGAAGUUACCACUGAUGCACCACCACCAUACGGAGAGAAAAAUGAGCCAUCAACCACUAUUCGAAUUAAAACAACUCACACUUCUACCUCUCGUCCGACCAGCCGAACGACGAACACACCAAGUGCUCCUUAUGAGGAGCCUGAAAUCACUUCGGAUGCUACUAAGCCUUCUGAAGGGGAAUUUACUACACAUGCUCCAGGUUACACCACUAAUAACGUGAUUACUGAAAAGCCAGGAGAGCCCUAUUCGGAGAUUCCUGAUGAAGGAGUUGUUGGAUCAACUACAGUUAAAAGCGCGGAAGAGGAGAUUCCAAAAAUGACUACCUUGGAAUAUUUGAAGUCAACACUUCCAGUGGAGACUACAACUAUUCCAUUUAUUGAUGAGAAUGAGCAUGAGACCCACGUACAAUGCGAAAAAUGCUGUCUUCCUGGACCAAAAGGACCACCAGGUCCGCCUGGACGUCCGGGACCUCCUGGAAAAGCUGGAGCCAAUGGGCUACCGGGUAAUCCUGGAAAGCCUACAAAAAAACCUUGCCAUGAAGUCACCAAGCCUCCAUGUAAACCAUGCCCACCAGGACCAAUUGGCCCACCUGGUCCACCAGGUCAUCCAGGAAAUCGUGGACCACCAGGACUUCGUGGUGAGAAGGGACCCGAAGGACCUCAAGGAGCGCCAGGAAACAAAGGAAGACGUGGAGAAAGAGGGAACGACGGAAUUCCAGGCCAGCCUGGUGAGCCAGGAAUUGACGCUAAGGAUGUUCCAGCAGUGCCAGGACCAAAAGGACCCCCAGGUCCACCGGGAAAGAAGGGACCACAUGGCGCUCCAGGAAUCCCUGGAAAGGAUGGUCAACCAGGAGAAGUUGGAUUACCAGGUGCUCCGGGAGAAGAUGGUGAGCCAGGUGAAGAUGGAAUCCCAGGACAACCAGGAAGAGAAGGAAUUAAUGGAAACCCAGGAGAGAAAGGAAUUUGUCCAAAGUACUGCUCUGCUGACGGUGGAGUCUUUUACGAGGACGGAACCAGACGCUAA
Molecule: messenger RNA, 1482 nt
Organism: Caenorhabditis bovis
Lineage: Eukaryota; Metazoa; Nematoda; Chromadorea; Rhabditida; Rhabditidae
Source: the annotation of a GenBank genome assembly